Messenger RNA from Notechis scutatus (mainland tiger snake), 1479 nucleotides. Lineage: Eukaryota; Metazoa; Chordata; Lepidosauria; Squamata; Elapidae. The record is from RefSeq and is a predicted model, not a curated record.
ACUGCGACGGAUUCCCGGCCUGGCUGGCUGAAGACGCGACCUCGAGCGCAAACGAAGAUGCGUCCCGCGAAGAGGCUGAGGUUCCGGUUCUCCUCGCCGCAGCUGCUGCUGCUGCUGCUCUGGGCCGCCCCGCGACCUUGCGCAGCGGGCGACGAGGAGGAGGAGGACGCAGGUGUUCCGGGGCACAAAGACCAUCACUGGAGCUACAAAGACAUGCCAGAGUGGGCAUCCAUGUUCCCCGACUGUGAGGGUCACCUGCAGUCUCCCAUCAACAUCAACACAGCUGCUAUCAGCUUCAGCGCCAAGCUGGAGCCCCUGCUACUGUCUGGCUACGAUCUGCCUCCCGAAGAGACGCUUCCCCUGAAGAACAAUGGCCACACCGUUCUUCUAGGUCUGCCCAAGAAAAUGACACUCGGUGGGGGCGGAUUCCCCCAGCCGUACCAAGCAGCCCAGCUGCACCUGCACUGGGGAUCGGGGCACACCCGACCUGGCUCCGAACACACAGUGGAUGGGCACCGUUAUGCGGGUGAGAUCCAUGUGGUCCAUUACAGCUCCCGUUUUGAGAGUUUCCAGGAGGCUGCAAGUGAGCCAGGAGGGUUGGCUGUGCUGGCUGCAUUUCUGCAGGUAGGGAUGGAAACAAACGAACCGUAUCAGCACAUCCUCAAACAUCUGAGCGAUAUCAAGGAGGAAGGAGAGGACACUGCAGUUGCUGGCUUUGAUGUAGCCAAGCUGCUUCCUUAUGACCUUGGCCGCUAUUUCCGCUACAAUGGCUCGCUGACCACCCCACCUUGUUAUCAGACGGUGAACUGGACAGUCUUUAAUCAGACCGUUCGUCUCUCCCAGGAACAGGUUUGUGCUCCGUGGUCCUCCUCUCUUCCUCCUUUGAAUCCUCUGCCCCCUCUGGGUAACCAUGGCUGGCUCUUCUCACUGCAGAUCUCGGUGCUGGAGGAGACCCUUCAAGGAGACGACGAGGAGCCCAUCCAGAAUAACUUCCGUCUGCUGCAGGGCCUUUAUGGCCGGACCGUCCUUUCCAGUUUUCACAGCCUUGAGAAAGUUCAGCCAACAGGUGGCGGGCCUUUGGAGGAGGGAGGGGGCCAGGCAGAACCUGAAUCAGGCGGAGGUCCCUCCUCUCCUCUGCCAGAGGGCGCCCCAAGAGAUGGCCAUGACCCGGCUUCUGGAAAAGGUGCUGAGCAGCAGGUGGGCACCUCCCUUCACACAGGGGACAUUCUGGCUAUUCUCUUUGGAUCCCUCUUUGCGGCCACGGCGCUUGCCUUUGUCUUCUACGUCCACAAGCACCGGAGGCAGGCAAGCAGACACCGGGCACCAGCCACAAAGCCUGCUGCCCUCUACAUUCCGGCCUCCACUGAUGAGCAUGCACUGUAGCUGGCAGCCCACCCUCUGCCCCUCGCCCUGGGAGCUCCUUCCUGCCCCAGCCUCUUUGAAGCCCCAUGCGCCCCACCCCUCCCGUGCUAGCAGAUG